GGCGCUCGGGGGGCGGGCGGAGCCGCAGCAGCUGCCGGCGGCGCCGGAUCGCCCGGAAUGCCCUAGAUGGACUGAGAAAGUGGACUUUUAUGGAAAGCGCCUGUGAGGCGUAACUUCAGCCAUACGGCGGCCGGACUCCGCACAGCGCACUUGGCCGGAUUACGACACAGCCCCGUCCGCAGGUCCGCGCCUCAGACCCUCAUUACAAGUGGGGGCAGAUCCUGCUGAACACGCUCCUCUCCACAGCCAAACAGAGGUUUGAUGUCCGUCAUCUCGUCACCUCCCGUCCCGACGGAGUGUCAGAGUGCAGCAGCCAUGACUGACGUGGCUCAGAAACAGGAGAAACUCCUGUCUACCUGCAAGCCUGUGCAGAGAAGCUAUGUGCCCAAGCUUGGCAAAGGGGAGGUGAAAGAUAAGUUCGAAGCCAUGCAGAAGGCCAGAGAGGAACGCGGUAAAAGGAAGAACCAGGAGGAGCGCCAGAGGAGGAGGGAGCAGUACGUUAGGGAGAAAGAAUGGAGCCGUAGGAAGCAGCAGAUGAAAGAGCUCCUGGCGUCCAGCGACGAGGAGGAGGAGGCAAAGCCAGCCAAGCAGGAGAAAUCAUACGUCCCCAAGAUAACAGGGAGUGUCAAGGGAAAGUUCGCUGAGAUGGAGAAACAGCGGCAGGAGGAGGAGAGGAAGAAGGCAGAAGAGGAGAGACAGAGGCGUAUCACACAGGACACACUGGAGAAGACAAAGAUCCAGAGGGAACUGGCCAAGAAAGCAGAGGAGGAGGGGGACAGCUCCCUGCUCGUCAAGGUGGUGCCAAACAAACCCUCCAAGGCUCCAGGUAAGAUCAAGGUGAACUUCGAGGAGCUGGGCAAGGCUCGAGAAGAGGAGGAGAAGAAGAAGUCAGAGGAGGAGAAGCAACAACGGUACGAGAAGCACAGGCGCUCCUUCAGAGAAGCCAAGAGGUGCUCCCAGCAUCCAGAGGACGAAAAUGAACCCAAGCCCACAGAGAAGGAGCAGAUGACCCCAGGCAAGCUGAAGAUGACUUUUGAGGAGCUGGAGAGGGAACGGCAGGAGCAACAGCGACAGCUGGCGGAGGAGGAGGCCCGGCGGCGCCUGGAGGAGGAGAGGCGGGCCUUCGAGGAGGCCCGGCUGCAGAUGGAAACCGGGAGCGAGGAGCUGAACCCUCUAUCAACAAAGGAGGAGAUCAGACCGGGGAAACUGAAGCUGAGCUUCGAGGAGCUGGAAAAGCAGAGGCUGGAGGGAGCACUUAAGCGCGUGGAGGAGGAGGCCAGGAAACGCAUAGAAGAGGAGAAGGCGGCUUUCGCCGAGGCCAGAAAGAGCAUGGUCCUCGACGACGAUGGCGACAUCCUCGCUGCCAUGCUGAGCGCAGAGAACGCCAAGCCCGGCAAGCUGGCCAUCAGCUUCGAGGACCUAGAGCGCCAGAGACAGGAAGAGGAGCACAGGAAGGCUGAAGAGGAGGCGAGGCGCCGGCUGGACGAGGAGAAGCGGCUCUUUGCAGAGGCACGCAGGAACAUGAGUCCAGUCCAGGAUCAGGAAAAUUCAAUGACUUCAUGUGGAGAUGAAGUGUGUGAAGAGGAGGGGAUGGAGAAGAGCGAGUCACAGGAGGCCCUGGCCCCCGGAAAGUUGGAGAUCAACUUUGAGGAGCUUCUCAAACAGAAGGAGGCAGCAGAGAAGAAGCGCAAGGAAGAGGAACGCAGGAUGAAGAUGGAGCAGGAGAAACAUGAGUAUGAGCAGCUCCGGCAGGAGAUGGGAGAGGAGGAAAUAAACGAAAGCUCUCUGGUGGUAAGCAGAGAGUACGAGGAGCUGAGCAAGCUGAAGAGGAUCGGCACGAUACAUGCCAAAAAUCUGAAGUCAAAGUUUGAGCAAAUCAAGCAGCUCAGCGAGGAAGAGAUCCAGAAGAAGAUCGAGGAGGAAAGAGCGCGAAGAAAGGCCAUCGACCUCGAAAUCAAGGAACGGGAAGCAGAAAGAUUCCAGGAGGAUGAGGAAGACAAGAAGGAGGUCUGCAAAGUGCAGCAUGCCCCCUUCAGGCAGAAGGUGGACAUGCAGGCACGGUUUGAGCAGAUGGCGAAGGCCAGGGAGGAACAAGAGAGGAAGAGGAUUGAGCAACAGAAGUUACAGAGGAUGCAGUUUGAACAAGAAGAAAUUGACGCAGCGCUACAGAAAAAACGCGAAGAUGAGGAAGAGGAAGAAGGAAGCAUCAUCAACGGAUCCACCACCUACGAAGAUGAGGAGGACCAUGCCAGGUCCGGGGCUCCUUGGUUCAAGAAAUCCCUGAAGAACCAGUCGGUGGUAGACGGAGAGCCUGUGCGGUUCACGGUUAAGAUAACCGGCGAGCCCAAACCAGAGGUGACGUGGUGGUUCGAGGGAGAGGUGCUGCAGGACUGUGAGGAUUAUCAGUACAUCGAGCGGGGGCAGACACACUGCCUAUACCUGCCGGAGACCUUCCCGGAGGACGAGGGCGAGUACAUGUGCAAGGCUGUCAACAGUCGGGGUACUGCAGCCAGCACCUGCAUUCUGAUUGUGGAAACUGAGGACUAUUGAUGCCCAUCACUGGAAUUCUCUCCCUUGCGUCUUGUUUUAAGUCAUGGAGGGGCCAAAAACACAGAAUAACCGACAUUAGAAACCAUAAUUCCACCAGUAAGUACAUAAAUGGGGGGGAAAUACAGGCUCCACAUUCUGGGUGCCAGUGUAUCGGCCAACGAUGUUGUCGGGGAACCUGCCGUCUAAGAACACCAGCAUCAAAAGUGAACCAGACGGCCGGAUGGGUACUGGGGAAUCACUGACCAGUUGGAAGCAUGCCUUCCUUCCAGUGACCUCUCCUCACUCCGUGUUCAGACUCCAUCCACAAGUUAAAUACUAGUCAAAUGUGUUGCUAUCACUUGUAAGUAUUGGGGGAAACGGUUGUUUUUAUAGGAUUGUUGCUUGGUAUACAUAGUGUUGAGUUAGUUCUCAGUUGCUGCCUACAGUGAUCCCUUGGAACACAUGAAGUGGACUGAGAGCAGUGAGCAGAGGCACCGUCUUGCUGCCGCUCUUCCAGCAUGUGGCGCUAUGAGAACAUUGUUUUUAAACAGGCUGACCAUUUCAAAUAAAAUGAAUGUGAAAGCAA
Molecule: messenger RNA, 3115 nt
Organism: Paramormyrops kingsleyae
Lineage: Eukaryota; Metazoa; Chordata; Actinopteri; Osteoglossiformes; Mormyridae
Gene: nexn
Product: nexilin (F actin binding protein)
Biological process (GO): mitochondrial fusion
Source: RefSeq, a predicted model, not a curated record